ACACAUUUGUGUCAUGUGAGUGGACAUGACAGAAACAGCUUUCCUUAAAUUAUUUAUGGCAAUAGUGAUCACCUUCAUUUUAGUCCUGCCAGAAUUUUUCAAGACACCCAAAGAGAGAACACUCGAGCUCUCCUGUCUGGAAGUGUGUUUCCUACCUAAUUCCACCUACCCACUUUCCUCCUUCAAUUUUUCUUCUGUGGCUUUUCUGCAACCAGCAGAGGAAACACAGACUAUUAUGGGAAUCCUUCCAAAUCACUCCAGUUUCCAAAGCUUCGCUGAGAUUUGCCAAGGCAUCACAAGUGGAUUGCCGAUGUGCUCCUUGUGUUUGGUUUGUGAAUCCAAAGGAGACGUGGAUUUCACUUCUCAGGAACAAACAUCAAAAGGUCUUGUCAUGAGGGGAUCAAAGGAAGUGAAGGCAAGUGACUUUUACUCACCCUGUGAGUAUUUUAAUGUCACCGUCGCUCUCAUAGCUGAUCCUGUGAAGGAAGACACUACCUGUACUCCUGAAGCCCAUCCUGGAGAAGCCAUCGCUUUGGAUGAAGACCCCGUCAGGGAAAAGUCUUUCAACCACACUUGUAGAUUUAUGAAAAACACAGACAAUUGCACUCACAUUUUCUUGCACCUAGAAAUGGAUGUAAAAUCUGUCACUUGCUCCAUGAAGAUCACUUGGUACGUUUUAGUGCUAUUCGUUUUCAUGCUAGGUAUCAUCUUUAUUAUCUACAAAAUACUUGAAGAGCACAGGAGGGUGUGGAGACGGCAGAGUCAUAACUACAAGUCUUCAUCUGUUCUCUUCAGAGGGCAUGACUCUGGGAAACUGAGCACUUUGAACGUGAGGGUCAUUCCAGGCUAUCCUUGGACAAUCUGGACUAAAGACUUUGACGACUAAUGAGAAUUUUGUUUUGGAUUGAGUGGACUGGUAAAUGCUUGGGUCCAGCGGAGGAAGUACUGAUAGGUGAAUGGCGGGGCUCAGACCCUGAAGAGAAUGAACAGGAGAGCGUCUAUCUGACCCACAAGAUCAAGGGAACGAGAGUGUGAGCCAUGGAAGACAUGAGAGAGCAAGAGAGUGCUCCCCUUCACCACCGUCGCCAUCCCACGCAGCGUGGACCCCAGGUCUUCAUUCUGAGGAGCCAAUGACCAUGGAUGCAGAUCCUCUCAUUGGAUCAUGUUGCAGGUGCAGGAUAGUUUUUCCUGCACAAAUGAUGUUUAUGUUUGGCAGGUUACUUAAGAGGGCCUGUGUAUUUAUUCAUACAUUUAUAAAUCUUGCCUCUUUUGGCAUAAGACUUAAAAAAAACUUUCAAGGAUAUUGAAAUAAAAAGGAUUUAAAUGAAAUGCCUUGAGUAUUUAAAUUCGAUAGCAAAUGUCUCCUCCGAGGCCUUUGGCUCCCAUAUUUGUUUAGGCCAUCAUGGAUAUCAGGACAAAGCCUGGGCAUCAGUUUCAAUAAGAAAAACACAUAGACGUGUGACCAGCUCUUCAUAUUGAAAAAUAAAAACAUAUUUUCCAGAA
This is a messenger RNA of Rattus rattus (black rat), 1503 nucleotides long. It is a transcript of the gene Tmem156, whose product is annotated as transmembrane protein 156. Lineage: Eukaryota; Metazoa; Chordata; Mammalia; Rodentia; Muridae. The transcript has 6 exons. The coding region runs from base 26 to 886 and encodes 286 amino acids. The record is from RefSeq and is a predicted model, not a curated record.